AUGGAGGCUCCCAGGAAGAGUAAUGUGACCUAUCAUUUCUUUGAUACCAAGAUCGGCCCAUUGCGUCAGACAAAAGCUUUGAUUACUCCUGACCAUGUGGGUUUAUUCCGGGACACUUAUGACAACAUCUUGUCUAUGGUUGAAGACUUGGAUGCUUCUCAGAGGAGUCUGAUACAUACUUUCUUGCAGUUUUAUGAUCCUCGGUUGCGUUGUUUCACUUUUCAGGAUUUCCAGUUGGCUCCUUUAUUGGAAGAGUAUGCUAUGAUCUUUGGUGUUCCUCUACAACAUUGUGUCCCUUUCAACUCCGAUAUGCCUCCACCAGAGCAUAAGGAUAUUGCUAAGGCUCUUCAUCUGGAAGUGUUUGUUGUGAAGGAAAAUCUCUCUUCUAAGGGAGCAUUGAGUGUAUAUGGUAUUAUGCUAUUCGCCGAUGAACCGAAGUUCGUAAGUAUGAGUGCUAUUCAUAUCUUUCUGCUAAAGAACCCGGUUCCCACCCUUCUUGGUGAUUUCUAUUUUUCGGUGCACAAUAAGAAUGAGAAGAGACGAGGGAGAUUGGUCAGAUGUUGCGCUCCAUUGUUCCAUAAGUGGCUCGUGGAGCACUUGCCAAAUGACGAUGCUUUUCUGAAUCCGCAUCAAGCCAGGAAUUGGGCUAGAAGGUUGGUUGUCUUGACUGCUAAAGACAUCAGAUGGUGUAAUCAGAAUACCAAAGGUGGCGAUUUUGUGGUUAGCUGUGGGAAAUACCCUAAUGUACCAUUGUUGGGUACAAAGGGUUAUAUCAACUAUAACCCGAUUCUUUUGAGAAGACAAUUAGGGUAUGCCUUGACUCACGCUCCUAAGGAUCAAGAUCUGGUGGAAUCUUUCUACUUCCCAGUGCAAGAUAAUCUAGAACUGGUUAAGCAAGUUGCUGGAGCUUGGAGGAAUAUUCAGACCAAAGGUGCUACUGUCUAUGGAAAAUGUAACAACAUCUCUUCUUCCCAGUAUGAUAGUUGGUUGCGAGAAAGAGCUCAGAUUACUCUUCUACCUUUCUCUAUGGGAGAACCAUCUGAUCCGGUUAUUGUUGAGUCUGUCAGCAUGGUUGAGUACAACAGUUUGAAGCAAGAAAAGGGAAAAGCCGAUAAGUUGAAUGCGAAGCUGAGUGAAGGCCUCAGGAAAACUUUGUGCGCUAAGAAAGAAGCUGAGAGAGAAGUUCAAAGAUUGAAUGAGCUUCAAAAACAAAGCAAUGAGAGGAUUGCUGAAGAUGCUGAUUACAUCCGUAAACAAAGGUGGGAAGAAUUGUCUGAUCGCCGGAGACAGGUUGAGAUAGAAAUCAGAGCAGAAAAUGAGCGGUUGAAGAGUAAGGAGAACGAGCAGCAUGAAGCACUUCGAUUGGCUGAACGAGAGAUCGUCGAACUAAAGAUUCGAGCAGGGGUCAAGAGAACAAAAGAACAAGACAAGUACAGGAAAUUGGAAGAAGCGGUCAAAACGAGGAAUUUGUUGAUUCAAGGCCUUAGAGAACACCCUAAUGACCCGGUUACAGAGGCGCUUCUUAAGGAAGUUCGAGAAGACUCGUUUGGGCUAGAUGUUUGA
Molecule: messenger RNA, 1563 nt
Organism: Lathyrus oleraceus (garden pea)
Lineage: Eukaryota; Viridiplantae; Streptophyta; Magnoliopsida; Fabales; Fabaceae
Exons: 3
Coding region: 1-1563 (520 amino acids)
Source: RefSeq, a predicted model, not a curated record